Molecule: messenger RNA, 1255 nt
Organism: Misgurnus anguillicaudatus (oriental weatherfish)
Lineage: Eukaryota; Metazoa; Chordata; Actinopteri; Cypriniformes; Cobitidae
Gene: capns1b
Product: calpain, small subunit 1 b
Cellular component (GO): calpain complex
Molecular function (GO): calcium ion binding
Source: RefSeq, a predicted model, not a curated record
CCCAGAGGUUGACCGAUGAGCAUACUGGGUGUGGAGCGCUUUUCUAUCCAUAUGAGACUGCAGUUUGGAAACAGGUUUACUUUUCUGUUUACCUGAGGUACGGAUCCUUUCUUUCUCUGUUACUUUCAGUGGGUCUCUUCAACGUCUUCAUUCUAAUCAUUUCAUCUGUGCCUUAUUCAGAGUUCUCAAUAUGAAUUUGGCCAAAAAACUUAUUGGAGGGCUCAUCGAUGUUGUAAGCAACAUCGAUCCAGCCCAAUUCGUUCCAUCUGACCCUCCACCUCCCAGAAGACCACUGGCAUAUGCCAAUCCCAAUGAAACUGAUGAGGAGAGGCAGUUUCGCAAAGUUUUUCAACAACUUGCAGGGGAUGACAUGGAGGUGAGCCCUAAUGAACUCAUGAAUAUUCUUAACAAGAUUAUCGCCAAACGUGGUGAUCUAAAGACAGAUGGUUUCAGUGUUGAGUCCUGCAGGAGCAUGGUGGCAGUAAUGGAUAGUGACAGUACUGGAAAGCUAGGCUUCGAGGAGUUCAAGUAUCUUUGGAAUAACAUCAAGAGGUGGCAGGGCAUUUAUAAGAAUUUUGAUGCAGACCGCUCUGGUAUGAUUGGAGCUUCCGAGCUGCCCGGAGCUUUCAGUUCAGCAGGUUUCCCACUUAAUGAUCAGCUUUUCCAGAUGAUUGUCCGUAGAUACAGUGACGCUGAUGGCAACAUGGACUUUGACAAUUUCAUUGGGUGUCUUGUGCGUCUAGAUGCUAUGUGCCGUGCCUUCAAGACACUUGACAAGGACAACAAUGGUACCAUUAAAGUUGACAUUCAGGAGUGGUUGCAGUUGACUAUGUACUCCUAAACAAACAAGAAUACUCCAUUCAGUUCUCCUACCUUGGUGGAAUAUCAUUGUCAUCAUUUUUAUAACAUGCCUUAUUGUUUUAUUGUUAGUUAAAAAGCAUGAAAUAAACAUGCUUCACUGACACUAGGUGGCAGCUUUGCUGCAAUAAGAUACAUGUUUGCAUUUUGACCUCUAAAUGUGUAGUCUACCCCAGUUUUAAUUCCAAAGCAAUUGCGUUAUUGUCUUCUGUUUAACAACCACCAUCAUUUAACGAAGUGCAUAACCAAAGAUUGAAAAUCUAUGCUUUUAGAUAUAAUGUGUAUAUAUAUGGACCGAGCAUGCAAGUUCAUUGAAGACAUGAAUUAAUGAAAGUUUUGAAGUGGUUUUUAUUACGCUGGCGCACAAAUAAACAUUAUUUGUUCUGGACAUACAAAA